Theileria equi strain WA is the source of this 915-nucleotide messenger RNA. RefSeq names its product signal peptide containing protein. Lineage: Eukaryota; Apicomplexa; Aconoidasida; Piroplasmida; Theileriidae. The transcript has a single exon. Bases 1 to 915 code for a protein of 304 amino acids. The record is from RefSeq and is a predicted model, not a curated record.
AUGAUCCUUUUUACCCUCUUAUGCGCCAUCCUUCAAGUCUCUUCCUUUCAGAUAAAGAGAUUCACUCUGGACUCUGACGUUGUGCUAAACCAGUCACUCGUUAAAAGUGUGCAUGUAAAUUGGAAGAGGAGCGACGGAAGUUUUAAAGCAUUCAAAUUUAGACUCCCCGGCGCAGUUGCUAUAAGUGACUUUAAGAAUCUGCAAGAUUGGCCUGUGCUCAGUAUAGAUUAUGGUACAAAGUUCAUAGGUUUAUCAUUUCAUUAUGGAGGAGAAUCAAGGUGUCUGGAGGGAAUAACACACGAUGGAGAUGUGCAAUUAACUUGCAGGCGGAUACAGGGAAUUAUAAACACUUUAUACUCCAAAUUUCCAAUUCUAGGCCGAAUAUUGGUUCUAAUUGGGGUUCCAAUAGCGCAUGAAAGACUCACUGAUGGAAGUUUGCUCUUUCAAAUACUCUAUAAUCUGGACCUUGCCAUUAAACUUUCAAAGCUUCUUAAAGCACAGGAUAAGCUCCAGUACUCCGGAACCGUGUCGCAUCUUUUGACUAAUCCAUGUCUCUUGUGUAACUUGGGAGCAAGUAAAAUUAGUGCGGAUUCUACUAUUAUAGGCAAGGAACCCAUGUGCAGUAGACCUGGAAAUAAAUCCUGCCCGGAAAUCUACGAAAUUGUAAACUCUCUAAUACCAUCUUCUCUUGUGGCAGUAGCCACCGAAGACUUUUCAAGUUAUCAGACAGAUGGACCUGGAAGAAGAGACUCUCUUGCAAGUUGCAAUAUUUUUGAAAAUUUUAAACACAUAAAAGGGUCUAGAAUUGCAAUUCUUCCCAGCGAUCAGUCCAUAUUUGCGAGCCACAAAAAGGAGGAUACUCUGCCCGUAUACAAAGGUUUAUGUAGGAUUAUUUCUAAAAGGUUGAGUGAAUAG